Molecule: messenger RNA, 1377 nt
Organism: Achroia grisella
Lineage: Eukaryota; Metazoa; Arthropoda; Insecta; Lepidoptera; Pyralidae
Exons: 4
Coding region: 1-1362 (453 amino acids)
Molecular function (GO): nucleic acid binding
Source: RefSeq, a predicted model, not a curated record
AUGACGAAGAGGAGCGGGAAGAAGCGAAAAAAGAAAGAGGAAAUAUCGGAUGAUACAUCCGAUGAUAUUAAUUUUCUAGGGUCUGACUCGGAAUCGGCACCUGAGGAUGUGGAUAAGUAUAAGGCAUUUCAAAUACCAGAUUAUGUUCGAUUCAUGAGGCGUAUUAAAGGUGAUGAUAACACCUUUACAAUGCAGCCAACUAAAACCGUCUCCAUCACAUUUUCCUGUCCUGUACUUCCUGACACCGUCGACCUGAAUAGCUGGCGCUUUGUGGUGAGGCCUUACAUACCUCCUGUAAAGCAGUGUCUUAAAUGUUUAAGAAACUGUUCGGCAAAUAUUAACGAAGCCAAAUGUUGUCACUGCAAUGGUAAUCAUAUAGCCAUUUCAUCACAGUGUCCUAUUAAGAAAAAGAAAAUAGAGGAGAAUAAAAAUAAAGUACAAAGUUAUGCUGAUAUUGUUAGAGAGAAAUCAUUUCCUCAAUUAGGCAACGGUUCUAAAAACGAAUCGAGAACAUCCUUUGCUCUAUACUUACCAAGUAUCAGAACCGGUCAUGGAACUAGAAUACAUAAAGAAUUUAGUAUUUUUUCAGCAGAAUCUUUGGCUAUUUUAAAUGCACUUUGUUAUAUAAAAGAUGAUAGGGGCAAUUGCAAAAAAUGGUUAAUUGUCACAGACAGUAUGAGUGUUUUAACUGCUCUUCAAAGUAACAAACUACAUUAUAAAACCAAUUAUAUCAUAGAUAGCAUUAAGCAAAUAUUAUAUGAGCUCUCAUUGGAGUGUUAUGAUAUUAUUUUAUUAUGGACACCAUCACAUAUUGGUGUUUUCGGUAAUGAAAACGCAGAUCUCCUGGCAAGAACUAUCACCAACAGUGACAUUGGCGUUGUCAAGGAUGUUGCCAUACCUUAUUCCGACAUUCUUUCUAUAGUUUACAAGAGUUUUCGUCAAAAAUGGAUUGAACAGUGGCAACUUUCGCUAAAGACCAAGGGUAAUUGGUUUUACUCCAUUAACAAAAAUAUUCAUUCCUCACCCUGGUUCACUAAAUCUAGAGUUUAUAAAAACCGGAAAUUUUACACACUCCUUAUACGACUUCGUUUUGGUCACGCUAGAUUCAAUAGUCAUUUGUGCCGAAUGAAAAUAAUUGAUUCAAAUGCAUGUCAAGAGUGCAAUAACAGCAGUCAGACCCUAAAUCACAUAUUUUUCGAAUGUUCCGCUUAUAAUAUUCAACGCUUGGUCUUUAUUGAUAAUUUACUGAACAUUUACAAGAAACCGGAAAAAAUCCCGCGCGACAUCCAAGACAUGCUAACUAAUUUUGAAACAUAUAUACCUAUAUACUUAUACGUUACCUCGAUAUCGAUGAAACUUUAAAUAAUUGAUACAAGG